Bacillus rossius redtenbacheri is the source of this 1394-nucleotide messenger RNA. RefSeq lists its product as uncharacterized. Bases 261 to 902 code for a protein of 213 amino acids. The record is from RefSeq and is a predicted model, not a curated record. Lineage: Eukaryota; Metazoa; Arthropoda; Insecta; Phasmatodea; Bacillidae. The transcript has 4 exons.
UUUCACCAACAGAGAUAAACUUAAUGGAAAAUCGAGAUAUUUUUAUCGAGAUAAAAAGUUAAACUUGAAUUUUAAUCGCGAUGAUCUUGUGUCCGUUUCACCACGACUUAUCCUCUUCCCAGAUAAUCGAGAUAAUAAUAUCUCGAUAUUCAUUAUAAAAUCCCGAUUUUCUUUUUGAAAUCUCGAUGUUCGGAAGAAAAGUAAACAAAUAUCGCGAGUAGGUUUGUUGUUAUUCAAGUCGUGUAGCGAUAAUAAAGAUAAUGGAAGCUAAAGAAAACACUUGUUCCGCCAAAAAACCACGAAAUAAGAAUUUAUCACCAGAAGAAAAAAUUGUUUUGUUAGAUUUGGUGACAGAACAUUUUAACAUAAUUGAAAAUAAGCGCACGGAUGCAGUAACACAACAGAACAAAUUGAAACAGUGGCAAAUUAUUGCAAGUAGUUUCAACUGUGUGUCAGGAGUCCAUCACAGGUCUGCAGAUAACCUGAAAUCUGUUUGGGAAAAUCUGAAGAAGACGACACGGAAACAGUAUGCAGACGAAAAAGUUCAGAUGGUAACUGGGACAGGUGGAGGACCCCCCACAAAGUGUACAAAUGACCCUAUUUUGGGCCGCGUAUAUACUUUAAUAAAACCUGUAGUUAAAGGACACAAUAAUAUCUUUGACUCAGACUCAGAUGCAGUAAUGGUCAAUACAUUACAAUGCAUAAGUGAAUCAAACAACACAGAAGAAAAUGCAGUCGUAGAGCUGGAAAUAGGUUCGAUGGUGGACAUUGCUACCCUGGAGACUCAAACUAGUACACUUCUUAAUGGAGACUGGUCCCACUACACUCCCUCAAUGCUCAGAGGCCCCAUAUGUCCUGCUCUUGUACCACAAAAUAAUGCCAGUUCAACAUCAUCAGUUUGACCAGUGAUAUUCCCUUGUGUCAAAGAAACGGUUAUGGUAAGCACUGAGCAAGGCAACUGUGAAAGUACUUCAAGAGACCAUAUUCCCGAUAAUAGUAACAAUGUUGCAAAAUCAGUCCUUGAGUGUCAGUUGCCAAACAUCGCGGGGAAGUCUUCCUGGACUCAGAGACGGCGGCCAAAAUUGCAGUCCAGCAAGAACAAUGAAAUAAGUGCCCUCCAUAAAGCUAAAAUUGAACUAAUUGAAUUAUGUAAGAAAUAUGCAACAGAAGAAAAUGAAGCUAUGAAAGAACUGCGUCAAGUGAGAUUGCAACAAGAACAAGAAAGGCUGAAUCAUGAAAAGCUACAGACUGAAUUUAUGACUCUACAGAUUAAAAAACUAAAGAAAGAAUUGGAUGGUUUAUAAUUUUAUGUUUUAUGUAAUUUGUAUACAAUUUUUCUUUGUAACUCUAUUUACAAUGAGCAUUUCAAAGCAUCUGAUUUCGUAUAUUUGUAA